AUGGCAACAGCAAGAAGCCCCGCCAAGCUGAAACAACAUCUUCUCUCCUCGUGGCGUACUCUCGGAAGACCAUAUCACUGGGCCACACGACGUUUCCGACUCUUGCUCCGGGCCGUUGGCCUAGGAAUCCUUGCCAUCGUCCGAGGCGACGAGCCUCCCAAGGUUCUCGUCUACAAAUCUCGGAGAGCGGUCGUCUUCCGCUCGGCAGUCCAUGUCCUCCCCGCGUGCGUCUCGUUGAUCCUCAUAGCACUCAAUCUCCACGGCUACUUUAUCGGGAGGGAGCUCCAGGGCUAUUCAGGUACCGAUGACGGCAAGCUGGGAGCUCUCCAGGUUGCCGCGAAGAUACAGGAGCUGCUCAUACUCGCGAGCGUAGCAGCCGUAAUACUACAUGUUCUACGCCUGAAUCUUACAUGCAAAGAAGGCGUGACACUCGGCCGGCUUGGCGUCGAUAUAAGCUUCACCCAAAUCAGCUUCUUCUGGUCCUUCGAGUUCUGGGGCGCCAUUUUGUCCCACAACACCCGACACUGGCGGCAGAACUACCUCCUCGUUGGGCUUCUUGUAUUUUCUGGACUCUUGGCUGCGCUUGCGGGUCCUUCCACGGCGGUGCUCAUGAUCUGA
This is a messenger RNA of Aspergillus calidoustus, 618 nucleotides long. The record is from the annotation of a GenBank genome assembly. Lineage: Eukaryota; Fungi; Ascomycota; Eurotiomycetes; Eurotiales; Aspergillaceae.